This is a messenger RNA of Cucurbita pepo subsp. pepo (vegetable marrow), 1466 nucleotides long. Lineage: Eukaryota; Viridiplantae; Streptophyta; Magnoliopsida; Cucurbitales; Cucurbitaceae. The record is from RefSeq and is a predicted model, not a curated record.
UUGAGUGGUAGAUAUUGCGUCAGUUGGUAUCAGAGCCAAGUUGGUACGGUUUGAUAUUAUUACUCAACGAGAUGAAUAGUGGGAGUGCUUCUAUGGGUGUAGCUAUGGAGAAGCUGGUUGGCAAUAACUAUAGUUAUUGGAAGUUAUGCAUGGAAGCUUAUCUACAAGGGCAAGAUCUGUGGGAUUUAAUUGAAGGUGAUGACACAGAAAUUCCAGCCGAUACUCCACAGAAUGCAAAAUUACGCCAACAAUGGAAGAUCAAAUGCGGAAAAGCCUUGUUUACCUUGCGGACUUUGAUUAGCAAGGAGUAUAUUGAUCAUGUUCGUGAUUUAAAGUCACCAAAGCAAGUAUGGGAUACACUUCAAAAGUUGUUCACUAAGAAAAAUACCGCUCGACUGCAAUUUCUAGAGAAUGAACUAGCUAUGGUAACUCAAGGAAGCCUUGAUUAAGCAAAUGACUAGCAGCAACGAGUUUUCCCCAAAGUUAGAAGGUGUGUUGUAUGUCAAAGAUCAAAGGAGACAGAAUUUUCACUCAAGGCCUUCAUCUAGCAAUGAGAAUCAAUUCAGAAGUGACGAGUCGUCAAAGAAGCCAUUUAAAGCUUGUUACAGGUGUGGAAAACCAGGCCACUUUAAACGAGAUUGUCAGGCGAAAGUGGUGUGUGAUCAUUGCGGAAAGCCAGGCCAUAUUAAACCAAAUUGUCGAGUCAAGAUGCAGGAAUCAGAAGCAAAUGCGGUACAUGAAAAUAAAAGUUCUCCAGAUCCAAUUUGGGAAUAUUGCUUAACCACUGAGGUUCUUGACCAGCCAACAAACGUGACUUCAGCCGUAUAUCAAGAUGAUGUUUCUACAGGUGAUCAAAAUUCUAAUUCCACUACUUACGCUUCUGAGUUUGAUUCUCUCCAAAUUUCGCAUCUGGACUCUCUCUUUUUCUCCGAUUUCAAUUCUAUUGCCCCUGAUGACCCUUCUGUUUACUCCACGGCCUUGGAUUUGAGAUUCGACGAAAAUGAAGUUGUCGAGCUAACGUUUGACGAUCUUGACGGUCUUUACCUCCCCUCUGAGGCUGACGAUUUUCUCAUCUUGGAGAAUUUAGAUCAAACUACCAAUUCGCAGGAUUCGGCUACUGAUGCUCCGCCCCAGUCUGACCCAGAAAUAGCUGCACUGCUUGAUGAUGAUGAUUUAUCACGAUUUGGUUCUGAUGUUGAGGACUUGGAGGAGGAUUUCGUAGUUCAGGUAAAUUUAUGUGAAGAAGGGGAGGAUGGUUCAAUGGAUAAUAAGUUUAGUGUGGCUAAGGAUUCUGAGAAGGCGACAGGAAGCCAGAAUAUUAUUAAUAACAAAUCUUUUGGCGAUGACAUUUUUGAGGAUGCAGAUGUUGACCAUGUGGAGGAUGAUGUUGAUAAGCCACGAACUCGACAGCUUUUGGAUGAUCGAUUUGAUACCCUCUUAAGUCAGGACUAUGCAUCUAGUGACAA